Pseudomassariella vexata is the source of this 1688-nucleotide messenger RNA. RefSeq lists its product as uncharacterized. The transcript is spliced from 6 exons. The coding region runs from base 1 to 1668 and encodes 555 amino acids. NCBI's taxonomy places the organism in Eukaryota, Fungi, Ascomycota, Sordariomycetes, Amphisphaeriales, Pseudomassariaceae. The record is from RefSeq and is a predicted model, not a curated record.
AUGGGUUCUGCCGGCAAAUACCAUCAAGACAGCAAAGAGGUGGAUGUGAAGAGCGAGGUAGCUUCGAAUGUCGAGCUUUUCUACGACUUGUGGUUCGUUGCAAACCUGAAUGUUUUUGCCGCCGUAAUAACCCCGCUCUUCGUUCUCGAGACUGACCACGAGAUAUAUGCCGCGCCAAGCCUGUGGAAUUUUGUGGGCUAUAUGUUGCUGUUGUGGACAACGUGGCUCAUGACCACGUUCCACUACGUGCGCUUCUACAAGGACGGUAUCGCUGAAAGAUGCCUCAUGGGGACCCAUCUCGGUGUAAUGGUGGGCUUCACCAUCAUCGGGACCCAAUUCAAUGCGGACAAGCAGAUCCAGUCUGUCUAUCAGGCUAUGCCCCUUUUUCUUAUGGCCUCGCGUCUGGCGUUGGCAGUGCAGUAUGGGAUGGUGUUGUACGACAGACAUGGUGACAUGACGCGGCGAGUACCACUUAUAAGCACCAUUGCGUUUCACUUUGUAGCUGCUAUGAUAUACCUAGGCAUCUCCUUUGGGUUCCAAGAAGGGCAGAACAAUAGAGACUUCGUAGUUUGGUAUGCUUUUGGCGUGGUGGAGAUGGUCAUUGAGCUGGCGGCGUCGCGGGUGUGGAACUUUUUGACCUUUGUCGGCACCCACCUACCCGAGAGAUUCAAUCUGUUGACACUCAUCAUUCUAGGCGAGGGCGUCAUAAUCAUCGCCAAGAACGUUACCCUUGUCGUCCAGAACUUCUCGGUCAAGGACGAGAGAUUUGCUAACUGGAGCCCUGCGCUCAUUGGCAUCGUAAUAUCAGGUACUGCGCUGAUCUACAUUAUCUACCAGCUCUAUACGGGUUGGAUGUGCGAAGGGGAGAUGUCAAGACACCGCCAGAUCGUAUGGGCGGCAUUGCACCUUCCUCUGCACAUAACUCUGCUACUCCUGCUCAAGGGUGCAACUCAGUUCAUCAUUUGGCAACGACUCAACGAGUCUGUCACACUGGCCAUUGACCAGAUUGGCAGUAUAGAGAUCCCCGCACAUGCGACCAGCGACAGCAUUGCCUGGUCCUUGGCGAAUACAACUCUCGCCUACUUGAGGAUAUAUCCACCAGCGGAUGAGUUAUUCACAUGGCAAAACGUCAUCGACAACGUGAGAAAUAUUAGCAGCAUCCCGGACAGUUUCUGGCGGGCAGGAAUGACAGAGCCAGGCGAAGAACUUUUCGAGCGCUUCACCUUGUCUUGGCAUGAGCUGCUCUACACUGUUAUCAACAGUAUUUCCAGCAGCUUCGAGAUUCUCAUGCCAUCCCAUCUAGACCCAUCAUCAGACAUGCAUCUCGUCCAGGCACGGACAGCAGCUGCCAUCCAUGCUCGCUUUCGUCUUGUGCUCGUGUACUCAUUUGUAUGUGCGGGUAUUACCCUGCUUGCCAUGACCACCCUGUACAUAAUAGCCAAGGACGAUGGAUGGACCAAGUUCGACGUGUUGCGAACCAUGUUUGCUGUCGAUGUGGCAAUCGGUUUGGGUCUGGUCUGCCUCGUAGCCAAGGACGAUGACACAGCUGAAUCAUUUCUGGGCAGUCCCUGGAUGCUUCCCACCAUGACUAUCUGCUAUUUCGCCGUUUUGGUUGUUUCUUAUAUCCCAGAUCCGACGUCCCUUACACGCCGGCGCGAAGGAUCCUGAAAUUGUCAAUUCGGACCACG